AUGUGGAGGGAGCCACAGAGAGGGUCCAAGCGUUUCUGAGAAGAGAGGCUGCCUCUUCCAGGAACAAAGUGGUGUCUGCUGGCUGCCUGGCCUGGGAACCUUCUGUGAAUUAAAGGGGACAAAAUGCGCGGUCGUGGUUCGCUACAGUGAUUGAGAAGAGGGAAGAGACAGGCAGAGGGAGAAGUCGCACCUUGGAGCAAGGCUGUGUUGUUGCAUCCCGCUGUUGCCCUUUCUCUGCUCCGCUCCUGUUCCUGCAUCUGCAUCUGCUCUCAGCCAUCAGCUCAAAUACCUGAUGGUCCAUUGUCCUGAGGAUUAUAAUGAAACUGGGACACAAUAGAAGUCUGGAGUUUUGAGAGAAUGGUAGCCUUUAUAAAGACAGCGAGGAGCUUGGCAUAAACAGAGGCAAAGGAGAGGAGCACGCUGCCACUCUGUGGGUGUUGAUUGAAAACUUCGAUCUCCUCACCCAUUUAAGGUUGAUCUGAAGGAUUUCUCACUUGAUCACCGAGAGUAUUUCAAUUAAGGUCUCCUUAGAUGGAAUGUCAUAAACCAAAGUCUUCCAAAGUGUCAAUGUGUGAACUACUGUCACUGCACUAAAACAGAAAGCUCAGUGGUCGCAGACACCUCAACCCUGGAUCCCACAACUCUACAUUAAAUACUGGAGUAUUUAUUACUCUUCUGUAGGAGAAAGCCUUUGCCAAUGCUUACAAGGAACUCUUUAUACCUACUUCUCUGGAUCCUGUUUGAUGGAGGUCUCCUAACACCACUUCAGCCACAGCCCCAACAGACUUUAGCCACAGAACCAAAAGAAAAUGUUAUCCACCUUUUGGGAAGACGAUCCCAUUUUCAACGAGUUAAACGUGGCUGGGUAUGGAAUCAGUUUUUUGUGCUGGAAGAGUACAUGGGCUCCGAACCUCAAUAUGUGGGAAAGCUACAUUCUGACUUGGACAAGGGAGAGGGCACUGUUAAAUACACUCUCUCUGGAGAUGGUGCUGGCACUGUUUUUACAAUUGAUGAAACUACAGGAGACAUUCAUGCAAUUAGAAGCCUGGAUAGAGAAGAAAAACCUUUCUACACUCUGCGUGCUCAGGCAGUGGACAUAGAAACCAGGAAGCCAUUGGAGCCUGAAUCAGAGUUCAUCAUUAAAGUUCAGGAUAUUAAUGACAAUGAGCCAAAAUUUUUGGAUGGACCUUAUGUUGCUAGUGUCCCAGAAAUGUCUCCUGUGGGUGCAUAUGUGCUGCAGGUCAAGGCCACAGAUGCAGAUGAUCCCACCUAUGGAAACAGUGCCAGAGUUGUGUACAGCAUCCUUCAGGGGCAGCCUUAUUUCUCUAUUGAUCCCAAGACAGGUGUCAUUAGAACAGCAUUGCCAAACAUGGACAGAGAAGUCAAGGAGCAGUACCAGGUCCUCAUUCAAGCGAAGGACAUGGGAGGACAGCUUGGAGGACUAGCUGGAACUACAAUUGUCAACAUCACCCUCACUGAUGUCAAUGACAACCCACCUCGAUUCCCAAAAAGCAUCUUCCAUCUGAAAGUUCCCGAGUCUUCCCCUGUUGGUUCAGCUAUUGGAAGAAUAAGAGCAGUAGAUCCUGAUUUUGGAAAAAAUGCAGAAAUUGAAUACAACAUUGUCCCAGGAGAUGGGGGAAAUUUGUUUGAUAUUGUCACAGAUGAGGAUACACAAGAAGGAAUCAUCAAAUUGAAAAAGCCUUUAGAUUUUGAAACAAAGAAGGCAUAUACUUUUAAAGUAGAGGCCUCCAACCUUCACCUUGACCACCGCUUUCACUCUGCUGGGCCAUUUAAGGAUACUGCUACAGUAAAAAUCAGUGUGCUGGAUGUGGAUGAGCCGCCAGUAUUCAGCAAGCCACUUUACACCAUGGAAGUUUAUGAAGACACUCCUGUGGGGACCAUAAUUGGAGCCGUCACAGCACAAGACCUUGAUGUGGGCAGUAGUGCUGUUAGGUACUUCAUAGAUUGGAAGAGUGAUGGGGAGAGCUAUUUUACAAUAGAUGGAACGGAAGGAACCAUCGCCACUAAUGAAUUACUAGACAGAGAGAACACGGCACAGUAUAAUUUCUCCAUAAUUGCAAGUAAAGUUAGUAACCCAUUAUUAACUAGCAAAGUUAACAUACUAAUUAAUGUCCUAGAUGUCAAUGAAUUUCCUCCAGAAAUAUCUGUGCCAUAUGAGACAGCUGUGUGUGAAAAUGCCAAGCCAGGACAGAUAAUUCAGAUAGUUGGUGCUGUAGACCGAGAUCUCUCACCUGCUGGGCAGCAAUUCUCCUUUAGGUUAGCACCAGAGGCUGUCAUCAAACCAAAUUUUACAGUUCAUGACUUCAGAAACAACACAGCUGGAAUUGAAACCCGACGAAAUGGCUACAGCCGCAGGCAGCAGGAGUUGUACUUCCUUCCCAUUGUAAUAGAAGACAGCAGUUACCCUGUCCAGAGCAGCACGAGUACAAUGACUAUUCGUGUUUGUAGAUGUGACUCUGAUGGGACCAUUCUGUCUUGCAACGUGGAAGCAAUUUUUCUACCUGUAGGACUUAGCACUGGAGCUUUGAUUGCAAUCCUACUAUGCAUUGUUAUACUCUUAGCUAUUGUUGUGCUGUAUGUAGCACUGAGGAGGCAGAGGAAGAAAGAUACCCUUAUGACUUCUAAAGAAGACAUCAGAGACAAUGUCAUCCAUUAUGAUGAUGAAGGUGGUGGAGAGGAAGACACUCAGGCCUUUGACAUUGGGGCUCUGAGAAAUCCCAAGGUGAUUGAAGAGAACAAAAUUCGCAGGGAUAUAAAACCUGACUCCCUCUGUUUACCUCGUCAGAGACCACAAGUGGAAGACAACACAGACAUAAGGGAUUUUAUUCAUCGAAGGCUACAGGAAAAUGAUGCAGAUCCAGCUGCUCCGCCAUAUGAUUCCUUGGCCACUUAUGCUUAUGAGGGGAAUGGGUCAGUGGCAGAGUCACUCAGCUCCAUAGACUCUCUCACUACAGAAGCUGACCAGGACUAUGAUUAUCUAUCAGACUGGGGACCCCGCUUUAAGGUCUUGGCAGACAUGUUUGGAGAAGAAGAGAGUUACAACCCCGACAAUGUUACCUAAGGGAGAAGGAAAGGCUGAUACACAUAUAGAGGAGAAAGUUUUGACAAAAGUAAAACACAAACAGACACACACACACACACACACACACACACACACACACACACACACACAUACAAACACACUUCCAGAUUUUGCAGGACAAGACUUUUUUGAUUAUCCAGUUUCUAACAAGUUGCUCUAUUUAUCAUGUCAUUUUGGUUCAUUCUGUAGACACAAGGUAAAUCCUAUAAUAUGUACUCGCUUUUGUUUUGUUUUGGUUUGUUUUGUUAUUUCAGAAACACACUGAGAUGAGCUCAGGCCUAUUAAAUGCAAUUCACUAACAUGACAACCUAGAAUGAAGAUAGCUGUGUAGCGUCACAGUGGAAGAGUGUGUGAUUUUUCUUAAUUCCACUAAAGUGCCUAUUGAAACUCUUCUCAUUAUAGUGGUGUUCAUAACACUCUGCUGUGAUAGCUUGGCAGGAGUCAGAAAUAAGGAGGAACAAAGCAAAGAGUGUCUCUAUGUCAAGGAGCAAUAGUGACAUGCUGACUCUCAUUUCUUUUAAGAAUAGAGAAUGCUUCCCACACUCCAUCAUCUUAUAUGGCAAAGCUUUUCCUUUUGUAAGUUGUAAACUGAAACAAAAAUGCUUCUCCUAUCUUUCAGAAGCUGGAACAAAUGAGACAUUAUUAAAUUCAAUAUGUAAGUUAUGAAUUCUAAGAGCAAUGCUUAAGUCAUAGCAUUAGUUAAUGUAAAAGUUGUUAAUUAAGCUGUUAGUUUUUCCAAAAAAAAAAAAGCCCAACAAAUAAAAUUAUACAGAAGGAAAUAAAAAUAAUCCCUCUUUAUAAAGAGAGGCCUCAGGGCUCAAAUUCCAACAUCAAAUAAAUAUUGAUUUGUUUAAUUCUAUACUGGUAUGUUGACAUUGGUUUUAACAAGUCAUUAAAUCAGUUAAGAUUUCAGUCAUAGAUAAAAUUUCAGCUUGUGUUUCUCCUGAAAUUUCUGAAAGGAAAUAUAUGAUUAAUGUAAACAUGAGUAAACUUCAACAUUGUAAUACUCAGAGUUUCUGUCUAGUGGUUCUUUGAUGAAUGAUUCAAACAAAAUGCCUAUCAAAUACUGUAAUUUAUAACAAGUUUAUAUGUUUAUUCUAUACUAUUGAGCAAAUAAGUCAGGGACCUCAAAAAUAAAACCAAUGACUAAAUCCCAAAGGGAGCAAAAGUUUAAUGCCAGGCAGCUGAUUCCCUUUCUCUAGGGAUGUGGAUUUGAACGUUGUGAACUCAGUUAUUAUAUCAGCCCAGAGUCACCUCGUCAUUAUCUCAUUUACAAAUAUCCUCAUGUAAAUUACUUCUUAUAACUCUGCAGAUAAAAAAUCUCCAGUUUAUGGAAAUAUCUAAGUAAUGAUAGAGUUUGUGACUAUAUUUGUAAUAAACAUAGUUCAAAACAGUUCCAUAUAGAUAAUACAUUGUCUAAAUAUUCACAGGAUACAACAGAUGCAAAUUUACCAUAAAGUAACAUCUAUUCUUAACAAUGCAUUUGGAAUAACUGACAAUUUCUACUUAUGAAUACGUUGGAAAAAAUUAAAGAUAAAGAGCUGUGUAUCACAUAUGGCUAUUAUCUAGUUUUAUGAUAAAUUUCUAUGAAUAUCAUUAUUAUUUGUGAGGUUAUGAAGAUAAAAACUCACACACUAUGGAAUCGAAGAAAUUUACAAAAUUAGACAAGUUAAUUUUAGGCACAUUCUAAAAUGCAUAUUUUAAAUUAUAUAUGGUGUAGAAAUAUGCCCCCUUAUUUCUGUGUUCACCAAUUUUUAGACUCUCUUUCUUUCCUUAGGAACGGGAGAUUUAACUUUUGUUUUCAGUCAGCACUCCAUACCUCUCAUUUCAAUUUUCAUGUAAUAAACAAAUGUAUUCAGUAUUUUACAUUUCAGAAAAAUGUUUUAUAGAUCUUAUAAUUGGCAUGCUAGAGAAGAAAAAAGGUAAUAUGACUUGUUUCUUGAAGACCACACCUUAUUAAGACCUUGUCAAAGACUAUUACACUUUGUAUGUUGACUGGAAAUAAAGUGGCCUUCUCAUGAAGUUGCUAGCAGAAGCCAUGAUGAUCUGAAAAUUUGAGAGACAGAUGAUUUCAAACCACAUAACUAAGAAGGUAGUAAAAUAUGCAAUGUAUGGCUCUUAGUUCUCAUCAUACUCAUAACUUUGUAACUUCCUACAUUACUUCAUUAGCUCAAAACAAAUGAUCACAGACAAAGUGAGCAGCAACAGCUUAUUUCCCCAGCUCUGAUAGCAGGUUUCCUCUGACCAUCGUCUCCUGGUCAUGGAGAAGAUCGCCUUUUCUUUCCCACAUGGUUUCAUCUCUGUGCUUGUUUCUGUUUCUCUUCUUACAAGGGUACUCUUUAUAUUAGAGCAGCAUCUACUCACAGGUCCUCUGUUUGCCUUGUUUAAUAAUAACGGCCUUACCACCAAAUCCUAUUUGGGUUGGUACUACAGCAUGUGGAUUCAUGCAAUCCCAGUCUGACGAUAUUAACAAUGUUUAUUUUCUAAAUAGCAUUUUAUUUACAACAACCAAUGAAAGAAACACAAAAAACAAGUAGAAUGAUAAAAAUAAUAUAUGACGUGGCAAGAAGAUCCUUUGGUGCUUAUAAUUUGAGGAACUAUGAUAUCUUUUAGGCUACUGGAAGAACUAAGCCCAGUAUUUCAAUACCUGUAAUACCUUGGGAUGUUUUUCAUUCAAAAAACAGGUGUUGACCGUCAUUCAAGCAUUAAGCAAUAUAAAAAUGUUAAAAAUUUGUAUGAAUGAUUUUAGCUAUAUACAAACAGCAAUUUUGUUAUUGGCAUGCAUGUCUAUCUUUAUAGAGCUACAUAUGUACAUAUAUAUAACUUAUAUGUUGCUUUCAAUGCUACUCAAAGAAGUGUAUAGUCAGCAUCCAAAAGUGAAGCAGUGUUGAUUGAUGUACUAGAAAUAAUCUGUGUGUUUUGAACCAUUCCCCUCUUUUGACUCUAAAGUCCUAUCAAUCAAAUUCCUUGGCUUUCAUUCUUUUAUUUUCUUUAGUAAAACCAGUUUCCUAUAUUCAUUGUUGUGUACAAUUAAUCAGAAAUUUUCUUGUCAUUAAAUUACAGUAAUGUUUGAAGUAACUCAAAUAGCUUACCUACAGACUAUGCUAAUUUUAAAAUGCAAGAUAAAUAUGUCAUAGUACAUAAUUUUUUGAAUCAUGUAAGUAUUUGAUUGAUCAUUCAUCAAAACUCACUAGUUCUACUUAGAAAACCACACAUUUUUAAUCAAUAUACCUGAAAAUUCUGUGAAAUCAAGAAAUGAAAAAGGGUACAGGAAGAGAGAAAAAGGAUCCUGAAAUACAUGAAUACAGAUAUUAUGUGAGGAUGUUCUCAUUCCUUAGAUAUUAUGCUAAAAAGUCUACACCUGUAGAAAAUCUGGGGUUGGUUUGCAACAUCUUGGUGUAGCAGUUAAUUUGCACAAGCUCCGGGUUCCCUCCCAGGGCCACAAAUACCGAAAAAAUGAUAAUAAUAAUGGUGAUAAUAAUAAACAAUAUCCUAAAGCAGAUGUAAAUAUGAAAACAUGCUAUUUCAGUAGAUCCCUGACUAAACCUAUUUCUAAUGACAGAAGUGUUUUAAAUUAGUAACCGCAUUAUGUUACUAGCAAAAUGACUGAUUGUAUGACAGAAUAUUAUUUACAUAAGAUCCUUUGUUUAAUCAUUUUUCUCCUUAGCCUCUAAAAUGUGCUAGUUUGGCUAGCUGUCCAAAAACUUAUUUAGAACAAUUGUUUCCUCAAUACACUAAAAUCAUUUUGAGGGAAUGAAAAAUUGCUCAGCUUUAAAAGAACCUGCUGCUCUUCAAGUGUAUCUGUGUUCAUUCCCAGAACUCACAUCAAAAUGGCUCAGAGCUGUCAUUAAGUCCCAUACCAGGGGAUUUGAUACCCACUUCUGAGGUUAAAAGACACCUGGGUGGAUAGACAUAUCCAGAUAUCUGCACAUGGAUAAAGAUAUAUGCAUAUGAUUAAAAGUUUAAAAAAUUAUUUGGAAAAGUUUAUUUUCUCUCAAGUUCUAUCAUCAACUCACUAGUGAACGAGAAAGAUGCUUGUAUCCAUCAUUAAUCAAAGGGCACAUGGUAUUGUGUAUGGGACUAUUAAUCAUUUUCCUACUCUCAGUGUUAAGAAGUUUCAUGUUAAGUCAGAAUGCAUCUUUUGUCAUUCUCAUAAUUCAAUAAUUGUUCACCCUUUUAGUAUGGAGGCUUGGUACUCUGUGAACUUUAUCUUUACUCUUUCUGGUAGACUUUGUGUUUUGUCCUUUUUGUAAUUUUAAUUCUUGGGUAUUUUUUUUACAUAUUCUAUGUUUAAUAGUAAAUUGUGUUGUCUUUUUAAUUUAAUUUAUAUGUAUAUAUUAUCCAUUUUGUGAUGAUCCUAUCAUCUAUAUCUUUUAGGUAUAAUCAUCUUCAUAGGAAUUUUCCUGCAUAUUUUGUUAUGACUCUGUUCUGUUUGUUUUUGUUCUAUUUUGAUAUCUAGACCAUAUGAGUUUUGUUUUGAGUUUCUUAUUGUUUUAAUUCUAGCUCCUUAUACAAUUUUAUGUUCAUUUUUCUCUCUAAUUUGAAUCAGCAAAGAGGGUAGGAAAAGGAAUCAUAUUAUGUUAGAUUUCCCUUGAAACAUGCCUUCAGCAUCAUCCCUUAUUCCAAUUUUGUGCUAUGCUCAAAAUAUCUAGGUUCUGAAAUAUUUGUGUUCCCUGUGAGAGUCUGAGCUAAUAGACUGGAGGCUUCUCUGCUUCAACAUGUGAAAACUCACUGUCUAUGUUCACGUUCAUCUCAUGAGUGGACCAUUAGCUCUCUGUUCAUAUACUGCAAAUGUCUGAGUCUUCUAUGUAAUAUGUGACACUUGGCUUAGUGUCAUCAUAAAAUCAUUGACACACACAUCCAUGUAUAUGUAAUAUGUAAUUGUAUAAAGCACUGUUUUAUAAAACACAUUUCUUUAUCAAUUAAACUGUUAUCAUGUAGUUUACCACAAAAGAGAGGUACAAACAAAUAUAAACAAAUCUGAAAAUAUUCUGAUUUUUCUGACCUUUCUGACAAACACACUUUCUGUUGUAUUAAAACAACCACACUAAACAAUUUGUUCCUGUUUAUCUAUGUAUGCAUAAUACAUAUGUGACUGACUACAUGUAAGCUGAUAUUUAGUCUUGUGAAAUACCACUGAAUUUCUUCAUUGAUUUUUCUCACAAUUUCUAGUGUCAUGGGUUUUAUGGCAAUCAAUUUGAUUGGUAAGUUUAUUAAAAGUUCUUGAAAUUAUCUAGGAUUUUAAGUUUAUUCUCAUCUGUAUAGCUUUAUUAAAAGUGAAGAACUAUGGUUCAAAAAUCCCAAACACUUGAAUAAAACUGAGAAAGAAUGAACAAGAGAUAAAAUCUGUUUUAGCGUGCAGACAUAAAUAAAUAUAAUUUCAAUAUCUG
This is a messenger RNA of Mastomys coucha (southern multimammate mouse), 8493 nucleotides long. RefSeq names its product cadherin 12 (gene Cdh12). The record is from RefSeq and is a predicted model, not a curated record. Gene Ontology annotation, biological process: cell-cell junction assembly; adherens junction organization; cell morphogenesis. Lineage: Eukaryota; Metazoa; Chordata; Mammalia; Rodentia; Muridae. Gene Ontology annotation, cellular component: plasma membrane; adherens junction; catenin complex. The transcript is spliced from 14 exons. The coding region runs from base 698 to 3082 and encodes 794 amino acids. Gene Ontology annotation, molecular function: calcium ion binding; cadherin binding.